AGACGAGACUGGUUUAGUUGUGUGUCACGGAAAACAUACUUACUUUAGUUUAUGCUAUUGGUGCGUAUGCACGACGUCUUUUUUUCGUUUUGCUUUUAACAGUCCAACAGUCAUUAUGUUCGCGCAACCUCCUCGCUACUCACUGUUGCUAUUCGCAAUAGCGGAAUUACUUUUUUAUGAUUUUUCCAGCGUUUUUUUGUCUGACACGAAUUUCUUUUCUUCUUCUUUGUGUGUUUCAGAAACCACAGAAACAGCAUUUGGAUUAGGAUGCCGUAAGAGAACAGCAGCCACGGUUUUUUGGCAUUCUUCCCUGCUCUUGAAGACCCAGGAGCUGCUCGUGGAGCGGAAACCGAAUGUUCCUAACCUGGACAUCAAUUUCUACCCGACCUCCGAUGGUCGACACUCUGGAGGGGUUACUCGAGCCACCGUGUGCAGCAACACAAGACGACCUGCCGUGCGCCAACAGGUCUUGCCGUGGGGUUGGACGAAGUAUAACACCAGAGAUCGACGUGUUUUUGCAACUUCCGCGGCUACUGGCGCUACACCACUGCCAGAGAGUUCCUGUACUACCACUGCUGCGCCGCGAGCACAUGUUGAUGAACUACGUCGCGAGAUGGUGGUGGAACUACCAGAUGAUGGCCAAGCUGCUCCGCCACCAGCACUCGCGAAGAGGGAGCAGACGCAAACUACCUGCACGACGCGACACGAACUUCCGAAAGAAGGGGAACAAUUACAGAGCGUGGUCGUGCCAAAACCUCCAAGUAGUAGAACUACUACAGCAAAGCCGCGCACCAGAAAGAGGAACCUCCUGUUUGCGUCCGCGCAGGCGACGUACCCCUCGGAAUUCAAACUGGAGUACUUAUCAAAUGUAAAAAUGUCUGGGUCUGGAAGAUUCUGACACUUGUCAUGCACGUUUUGGAUGAGCCCUGAUGUCUGUGAUGCAUGCCCGAGCAGCACAGAUUUUUUGAGAGCUUCUUGAUGCCUGUUCUGCGUGACAAAUGCCCUCUCCGCGUAGCAAGAAUUCUAUUCCCUUUGGUACUCAUGCAAUACAGAUUUUUUUGGAAUCCAAAUGCAGCAUCACAAUUUGGAUUCUUCCAUACCCAGACAUUUUUACACUUGAUAGUACUGCACACCGGACAACGUUUGCCACACCAACUAUGGAACUGUCAGGUUUGAAAUCGUCAAAGUUGAGAUAGUUUGUCAUGCAUAAAAUGCAACGCAGAAAGUGUCUGUCUUGCAGAGUAGGCAAAAGGGGCAGAUUGUAAGCCUGUUUCGGGGUAGAAAUAGAGCUGCUAGAGUAGCAUGACAAAAGGCGUCUUCCUUACCCAAACAGCAUGACACACUGGAUUUCGGCUCUACCCGAAUUUGUGAUGCGCCACUUGGCAACUGGGUUGCAACUUUCAUCCAUUUUCUGCAUGACAAUUCAUUUCAACUUUGUCGAUUUCAAACCUGACGCUUCCAUACCAACCUCUUUUCCUGCCCGCAUUUCCAGCUGCGCGCCUGGAGCUUCUACCGCCAGAAGACCGCGCGGCCGCCCUUGAAGCAGGCCUGGUUUUUGCUCGGUCUCCCCGCGGAGUACCGGGACGAGCUGAUUUUCAGCUGCCCGGGGGGGAUGGUGGUCGCGGCGUUUCUGAUCGCGACCACGAGCCUGUACACCAACCCCGACCGGGCAAGCAUGUACUUCACGGUGGCUCUGGACAUGCUGUCCAACAAACUGACCGACGUCCACCAGCAGGUCGCCCUGGACAGCUGGCCCGUUCACGAGGCGCACGAUUACUUCAUCAGCGUUCGGGACCAAUUUGACGCGGUCACAAGGAAACCGGCAGUGGAAGAAAAUGUCUUAGACGAGCACACGUCUCGUCCUCCUUCUUCCACCAUCGCCCAAUCCGCUGAUUUUGUUAUCGUGCACUGCCGCGAGUUCGAUCUUUCGUGGCUGCCAAAGAAGGUUUCCUGGCCACUGAACGUACUGCGGAAAACGCGCCUGUUCAUCUACGAAAAGUGCGGCGCCAACGCGGAUGCGGUGGGGAGUUUUUACAACGGAAAUAAGAAGCUGUUGCAAGAACUCAACGGUGAUGAACUUCAACUACCUCAUGAUGAAACACCGUUGGCCGGAUCAUCAGGUCCCGGCCCUAGUGGCGAAAGACGGGAUGUGAGUGGAGGUGUUAAAGGGGAGGCGGGAGAAGCUGCAGUGGUCGAAGGAGAAAUAAGGACGCACAUGUUCACGAAGACCGGAACUUCUGGCACGAGAUUAGACAUAAAACAAAUCCUCGCCAAGCACUACAACAUCACAGACACGGCAAUAGGUCGUGCUGUUCCUUUGUCAACAUCUCAUCUGCAAGGAGUUGCGACAACGGCUGCAACGACGGUGGAAGGGCAUGUCGUGCAGGGAGAAACGACAGUGCAGGGUGUGCCGCAGGAGGAAGAUAAAGCGACGGGGGAACAACAGGAGCUAAACGCGGAAGCCGCCAUGGUGAACUUCUUUACGGAGAACCUGCAAGAACUGCACGUGAUCAACAUCGCAGACGAAGACUUAUGAAAGUGCACGACCCGUCGCCAUUCCCCGCAUAAUGAAUGUAUUUGUAGCGACGUUCUCUCUAGCAGCUCUGCAACAGCAGCACCUUGAGCCGCGCCAGCCACUACAAUGCAGGUUUUGCAAAUACAUCUCUUCCUGGAAUGUACGCAGUACCGCUUAGGUCGUGAUUUUCAAAAAGAGUGUGACACGCAAUGUGAAGAUGUGGUAGGAGAAGGCAAGGAGCGGAUUAUGCUUUUUUCCAUGAUAUGAAAUGGUAAUGGAGCGGGAGGUGGGAGGUGGGCACUCCCAUAAGCCGACCAAGUGAUCCAAAAGCAGACCCGGAGAGACGAAUGUUCGGCGUACACGGCACAUGUGCUGGGCGUGCGGAGGCUGUCCGGGGUGAAAACAUAUCAAAUGCAAAAAUGUCUGGGUCUGGAAGAUUCUAAACUAGUGAUGCUGUCUCUGGAUUCCAGAAAUAUUUGUAUUGCGUGACCAGUAAGAGGAGUAGAUUUUGUGUUCCGCGGAGAUGGCAUUUGUCAUGCGGAAUAGGCAUGAGGAAGCGCUCUAAGAAUCUGUUAUGCUACGGCAUGCAUCACAGACAUCACGGGUCAUGGAAAAUAUGCAUGACAAAUCUAGAAAUCUUCCAGACCCAGACAUUUUUGCAUUUGAUAAAACAACCGAGAAAACCAGUGCCUACGAACGGCAGAAAUACCUCUGGGAGAAUAAGCACCUGCUCCACGAGGACAUUUACGCAAAGUGCAAAUAAUGUCGGACUGCUAUACUCGCUCUAGUUGCAGCAUAAAAAUGAGUAUAGGCAUCUUUGUAGAUCACUACCCGUCUCCAUACCGUAACCACGAGCGCUAGAGAUGUUUUGUCGUACUGCGGAGACAGAUGAAUUGCAAUUUUCAAUGUUACUGCAACUGCUAUGCAGCUACGACACUACUUUUGCACUGCAUAAGACUCUCCGGUUCGCACAGCAACAAAAUUUGGAGGAACUGGGCAUCACAGAUAAACAGUCGAUCGAUCGGUUUAUCGAAACGAACGGACAAUCGGCUGGGCCGGACGUUGCGAACGCCGUCGCUGCAGCAGCCGCCAGGAGCGCGAGUGAUGGAACUCCCACCUCCUUGGAAGGAGUCGCGAAUUAUACCGGGUCUGACCGACGUGGUUCUGGCGGAAGCAAUAGCGGCGGUGCUUCUUCUGCUACUGAAGCGCCAGCAGGAGCACCGGAUGCUGCAACUACAGGACCCAUCGGUGACUUCACGUUUUUUUUGCACGCCGACCCGAUCUCCCACUGGGGGCAGUUCCAGUACCAUUACUUAAACUUAAUCCUGGCCAGCAUGGAGUCCGGGCGGCUGGGGGAAAACAUAAACAACGAGGAAGUCAUAUCCUGGGGAAAAAACGUUCCCUGUCCAGAGCUAAGUCGGGCACCUGGCAACACAAAGAACCUAGUUUUGGGAGUCGCCGCGCGUGACAAGUUGCAGUGCGUAGUGUAAGUGGUGCAGGUAAUUAGCUAGGGCAGCCACAGCACAAAUCCAUCUGCUUAUCCUGUUUACCGCAUUAUCGAUACAAAUGCCAAAACACGAUGAGAAACGACUUUCAUGGGCAUGCGCAUUACACAUGUGCCGGUAGACAGCGAAACCUGCAUAAGAAGUCUGAGGUGGGGACGUUUUUACUCAGCAUAAGUCAACUUCCUGCAUCUCUCCACCCCCCGUCUGGUCGCGGUGUUAUCACCCGGGAAAAAGCAGGCGGGGCAAUUUGUUAUGCAAAAAUGAGUACGCAAACGCAAAAAAAGAAUAUCCCAAAGAGCAUGCUAUAUGAGCUCGCCCAUGGCAGAUUUUUCUCCGUAAACUUAUUUUUGCAUUACAUGCAUUACAAAUCUGCCCUGCCUGCGUUUUUUUCUGGGAUAGGUGUCCACACCAUGCCAGGACCAGGUUUUCAACUAUAUCAUGGGCGAGUCUCUUACCGUCGAGAAAACGAGACGGCAACUGCUCGAGACCUACUGCUGUGCGCAGUUUAUGAUCAGUAAGAAGCAUAUGGAGUGCAACUGCAAACAUGUCGGGGUCGGGAAACCUGUCGUAGUACUGUUCAGUUGUCAAAACGAUUGAGUGCGCCUUCAAGUUGUCUAGGGACGCAUGGCAAAUUUCUUUUCAAACGCUUUCGCAUGCGUAGUGUGCGUCACUACAAAGAAAGUGCGACUUUGCAUGGCGAAGGGGUGGCGCUUUAUUUGUUUCUUAUGCAAUACAGAUUUGUCAGAAAUGCGAGACGCGGAAUUAUACAGGCGGAACCUUUUCAGACCCAAACACAUUUGCAAUGCAUAAGGAAACUGAUUCACAACAUUCCGCAAGCUCGGAUGGAGCGGCUGCAGCAGAUCGUUGACGGUUCGAUCCCAGACCUCUGCCAGCGGAUUGGUCCCACCUACGAGAAGUACAAGGGGCAGAGGCUGAGCUACUGCUACUCGUUGGAGUUUAUCCGGUGGAAAAAUGUCGUCCUCAUCCCAGGGCUGUCAUGCAAAUUCGCAUGCCGAAAUGUUUCGCUUUUGCAUGCGCAGUCACAUGACGAGUAGAGUAUGUCCAAUGCUGCUUGGGAGGCUGUCAUGCUAAAGUCUGGAUAUUUAAGUGGAUGGAGGACGAUUUCUGAUGCGGCUGCGCUAGCUACGCAGGAUUACAACACAAACUUGUCAUGCGCGACACAGAAGACAAAGCUAAGCUUGUUGAUUGGUGUAGCCACAUCAACCCCAUCUUGCCUGCUCUGGGGUCGUGGGGACGUUUUUUCACAGAACAGAGUUUAUGUGGCACGUGGUGUUGGGAGACAAGAAGAUCGAGGAACCGCUGCGGAGUGACGACUUCUCGCUGCCACUUUUUUUGCUAUCAACUGUAAAAAUGUCUGGGUCUGGAAGAUUCUGAGACUUGUCAUGCAUGUUUUGCCUGGGCCAUGAUGUCUGUGAUGCAUGCCCUAGCAUCACAGAUUUUUUGAGGGCCUCGCGAUGCCUAUUCCGCAUGACAAAUGCCCCCCGCGUAGCAAAAAUUACACUCCCUUUGCUGCUCAUGCAAUACAGAUUUUUUUGGAAUCCAAAUUCAGCAUCACAAGUUGCAUUCUUCCAGACCCAGACAUUUUUACAUUUGAUAUCUGCGGUGGAAGGACAAUGAGGAGGUGUACCCGAUAUGGCGAGAACAGCACAGCUAUUAUAUUACAAUGAAAAAUGCCCCCACCCCCGAACUUGAAAGCAUUUGUAUUGCAAUCCUUUCCAAAUGAAACAUUCGCCCUCUUGCAUGUACCAGCAUCACAGAUUUCCGAUCGUGAAUAGCAAAAAUUUGUAUUGCAAAAGAUCCCAGUAAGAGCGGUGCUUGUCAUACAAGCGAUGCGAAACAACACUAGAAUCUGCAUCAGAAAGAUUCAUAUUCCUUUCAUGCAUGACAAAAAGGUUUUAUUUGGAAACUUCGCAUCACAAAAUUUUGCAACUUUGGGGGUGGGGGGCACUUUUCACUGUAAUAUAUUACGUAAUGAAGAGCGAGUAUUUGUCUUUGGCGCACAAACAAGGGCCAGCGAAAUAGUAGUAGAACAAAGUGCCUCUGCCUCAGCCUCUGCCUUGAAAUGGGAAGUACAACAGAUGCAACAGAAGUUAUCGGUCAGUGGGGUGUAGCACCCUCUGGCCACCGCUCUCAGUACGGAACCUCCCCUCUCGCUUUUCACUCUUGUGACCAUGAUACUGUCGUAUGAAACAGAAUCAGAAAGAAACACAGCAGGAGGAGCUCGAGAAGAGGUCGUGAGAGGUAUGAUCGUACCACGGCGACUCCGCCACUUCUGCUGAGGGCAUUCACAUGCGUUCUUCGCCUACCUCGUCACUCGUGUCGGUAAGAAAAAAUCACGACCAAAACGUGUAGCUCGAGCAACGUUCGUCGCAGGUGCUUAGUAGUGCAAAAAGAGUACCGUCAAGGGUCGGGAUCGAUCGGAUGAAGAAGAGUUUACUGCACUUUACUGAAGAAUACUUGUACAAUAGUGAGGGGACAGUUGAACAAAGUCGAUAAAAAAA
This is a messenger RNA of Amoebophrya sp. A120, 6542 nucleotides long. The record is from the annotation of a GenBank genome assembly. NCBI's taxonomy places the organism in Eukaryota, Dinophyceae, Syndiniales, Amoebophryaceae.